AUGGAGUGUUCCUUUGCCAAACGGGAAGGCUAUAGAGAACUUCUUAAACUGUUGAGAGGUCGUAUCCAGCCCCAAGAAGAAACUAACUUCAAGUUUGAUCUUGAAAAGGCAAGUAUAUACAUGCAUUCGUUACUGUUCACAAUAACUUAUAUGCAUAUUGUUUCAUGUGAAGUAGGCAGCUCAAAAAUCAAAGAAGCUGGUUAUUUAGCCGGAGGCUGGCACUUAAUGAGAACCGAAAAUAGAAUGUGCAUGUACCUCUCCACUUAUCAGCUCUUUAAUACUCUUAAAACUGAACCAUCAAGCCUUAUCUACAGCAGACUUUUUGCACUUUGUUUUACACCAUAAUCAGAUUCUGAUAAAUUUUUUGUUCUUUAAUUGCUGUUAUUGUUUUUUUUUUUUUCAGAUGUGUGCCAAAUCCUUGGAAGGUGCCAAAUAUAUCGAGAAAAUGUUGACAACGAUGCCUUUGUUAGAAAAUAGCUACAAGGAGGGAGUUUUUGUUGGUGGGAUGCUCUUCAAUGAAGUACAGUUUUCACAGGAAGAUCUUGACUUGAUUAAUAGUAAUUCAUUAGAUUCAACUUCGCUUUUUGUUCUACCAGAUAUUGCCUUCUCUUUCCGAAGCUUCUGGAGGCCUGUUCAAACUUCAAAAGGCAUGCUGUACCGAAAUGGAGAACAUAUUGUUUGUGAAGUUGGUGCUCAUGAAUAUUUUUGCCAAAUAACAAAUUUCUUGUGCCUUAAUUCUGAGGGAGAGUUCUUUAAGUUUGUGAAAGUCAAGAAAUUCACUCAGGAAGUCGAUGAGGAUGGUGACCCUGUUUCUGAUCCUUACAGUGGAGGCUUGGUGAUUGACAAUGCAAAUGUACAAGACCUCCUUGUUCCUGUCAAAGCCAUUUUAAGAAAAAUUAUUCUCUACAAUUCAGCUGAUGAUGAACAUCCUGAUAGAAGGAUAGUAGUAGACUUCCAACGGGAAAACCUACCAAUUUCACAUCUUGAUAUUCUUGUGCCUUUCUUCCCACAAGUUAACGACAUGAUUUUCAUUAAAGGAGAUGACCCCAGUCCUUGGUUGGCAAAGGUGUUGACCAUCCAAGAAAGAGCAAAAACUGUGAAAGUUUGGUACUAUAUAGAAGACGUUGAAAGACCAGGUGAAAACCUGUAUGUACCAUCUCGCAAUACACGACAAGCACAGGAUUUUGUCUCAUGGGACUCUGUUAUGUGCCUAGCAAGUGGUGAAUGGAGAGGGGGUGCUUGGGAAAUGGAAUGA
Molecule: messenger RNA, 1255 nt
Organism: Porites evermanni
Lineage: Eukaryota; Metazoa; Cnidaria; Anthozoa; Scleractinia; Poritidae
Source: the annotation of a GenBank genome assembly